CUGCCGGGAACCUCAACGCAAAAUGAAGUUGAACAUUUCUUAUCCAGCAAAUGGUACUCAAAAGCUGAUUGAAAUUGACGAUGAUCGUCGUCUCCGCGUCUUCAUGGACAAGAGAAUGGGCCAAGAAGUUCCCGCAGACUCUGUAGGCCCUGAAUUCGCAGGCUAUGUUUUCAAGAUCACCGGUGGUAAUGACAAGCAAGGUUUCCCCAUGUUCCAAGGUGUCUUGCUUCCUCACCGUGUUCGUCUUUUGCUUCGUGCCGGUCACCCUUGCUACCGCCCUCGUCGUGAUGGUGAGCGCAAGCGUAAGUCCGUCCGUGGUUGCAUCGUCAACCAAGAUAUGGCUGUCCUCGCCGUCGCCAUUGUCAAGCAAGGUGAGCAAGACAUUCCUGGCUUAACUGAUGUUACCGUCCCCAAGCGUCUUGGACCUAAGCGUGCUUCUAAGAUCCGCCGCUUCUUCAACUUGACCAAGGAAGACGAUGUUCGCCAAUUCGUUAUUCGUCGUGAGGUUCAGCCCAAGAAGGAGGGCAAGAAGCCUUACACCAAGGCUCCCAAGAUCCAACGCCUUGUUACUCCCAGAACUCUUCAACACAAGCGUCAUCGCUUUGCUCUCAAGCGCAGACAAGCUGAAAACAACCGUGAGGCUGCUGCUGAGUUUGCUCAGUUGAUGGCUAAGCGUGUUGCUGAACAAAAGCAAAAGAAGGAUGUUGUUAAAGCUCGCCGUGCCUCUUCUUUAAAAAAGUAAGGCCGACAUAUCCAUAAAGUAACUAGGUCAUCUAUAUAAUAAUGUUUUCAUUUGGAUUUUGAUUGGGACCUGGAGGUGUUUUGUACUGUUUGUCAAUUAUACUUUUUUAAAAAAAAAAAGAAAAAGGUGAAACCGUAGAACGAUAGACAUCUUUAUGUUGAAGCAGUCAGUAUUAAAGACAGUUUUCAUUGAAACCUUCCAAACGUAAGCCAACGGUGAUGACUGAUGUUAAAAGAAAUUGAAGUGAAAAAUGUUGCGUAUUACUUUUUAGGUAUGCUUAAACUACACAUAAACAUUCAUGAGUUUCGCUACUAAGCGGCCCUCCUUGAAAUUGCCGCUAGUCUUUGAAAUUACUGAAUUUGGGUCAACUCAGUGUUGCUUUUCUUUACUAAAAGUAAUAUGUGAAAAACAAGGAUAAUAUCUACAUUGUACAUGUAGGUUUAAAGGGACUUUUAAAAGCCAAGAUACUAAAAUAAAAGACAAAUAAUGCCAAUUCCUAAAAUUUGCCUGAUGGAGUCAUAGUUUUUUUCAGACAACUAAAAUGUUUUACCAAACGAGUUCAUUGAGAAACAUGUAUGAACAAUAACGAUCUUAUUUAGAUUAUCACCGUUGUACAUCAAACUGCUAAUCUCGCUUUCAAUAAUCGCAACUUUUCACUCGACAUAAACAAAAAAAUUUCAUGUUACUAGAGUGUCAAAGGUAACAGGUGCAAACACACACGGGGAUUAUAUUGCUAUCUCGCAGAAAGGCAAUCGUGAUGUUUUUUAUUGAUUUA
This is a messenger RNA of Schizosaccharomyces octosporus yFS286, 1517 nucleotides long. Its product is annotated as 40S ribosomal protein S6. Gene Ontology annotation, cellular component: ribosome. The record is from RefSeq and is a predicted model, not a curated record. Gene Ontology annotation, biological process: translation. Bases 23 to 742 code for a protein of 239 amino acids. Gene Ontology annotation, molecular function: structural constituent of ribosome. Lineage: Eukaryota; Fungi; Ascomycota; Schizosaccharomycetes; Schizosaccharomycetales; Schizosaccharomycetaceae. The transcript has a single exon.